AUGAACUUUGUCGCCCGCCACUCGGGCAUGGACAUGGGCUCCGGCUCCAUGGACAUGGGCUCCUCGUCGGGCUCCGGCUCCAACUCGUCGACGGGCUCCAUGAUGAUGGCCAUGGUCUUCCAGACGCAGCAGGCCACGCCGCUGUACUCGGACGCCUGGACGCCGCGCAGCUCGGGCGCCUACGCCGGCACCUGCAUCUUCCUCAUCGUGCUGUCGGUGGCGGCGCGGCUGCUCGUGGCGCUGCGCACCACGCAGGAGGCGCGCUGGGCCGACCGCGACGCGCACCGCCGCUACGUCGCCGCCCGCGGCCGCGUGCCCCUCGCCGAGGCCGUCGCGCACGACCCCGACGCCAAGGAGAUGGUGCUCUCGGCCAACGGCGUCGAGGAGACGGUGUACGUGGUGGCCAGGACGACGACCGCGGCGCGGCCCUGGCGCUUCAGCGUCGAUCCGGUGCGGGCGCUGCUCGACACGACGAUUGUGGGCGUGGGCUAUCUUCUUAUGUUGGCGGUCAUGACGAUGAAUGUCGGCUACUUCAUGUCGGUCCUUGGUGGCGUCUUCCUGGGCAGCCUGGCGGUCGGUCGUUACGGCGGCAUGAUGGAGCAUUGA
Akanthomyces muscarius is the source of this 606-nucleotide messenger RNA. RefSeq lists its product as uncharacterized. Gene Ontology annotation, cellular component: plasma membrane. Gene Ontology annotation, biological process: intracellular copper ion homeostasis; copper ion transmembrane transport. The record is from RefSeq and is a predicted model, not a curated record. Gene Ontology annotation, molecular function: copper ion transmembrane transporter activity. Lineage: Eukaryota; Fungi; Ascomycota; Sordariomycetes; Hypocreales; Cordycipitaceae. Bases 1 to 606 code for a protein of 201 amino acids. The transcript has 2 exons.